UCUCCUCGCCCCAUCUCCAAAAUCCAACUCCACCCAAAGUCGAGUCGAAGCCGAGAUCCAAAUCCAGUUCCUCCUCGCCACCGCCACCCCGAUCCGAUCCACCUCCUCCUUGAUCCGGCGCGGCGCGGCGCGAUUCGGGAUCUGCUCCGCCGCCCCUGACAAACCCUAGCCAGCCACCGCCCUCUCCGGCCGCCGGGGCCCCAUCCUCGGAGGAGAUCAGCGGAUGGCGUCCGACUCCGACGACGCCGACUUCUUCGACAAGCUGGUCGACGACGACGACGACCAACAGGCGCCCCCCGCUGCCUCCGCGGCCGAGGACCUCGCGUCCCUCACCCUAGCCGACGACGACGACGACGAGGACGGCGCCGGCACGGGAGUAGCGCCCGCGCCCGAGCCCGAGCCCGCGGCGGCCCCUCAGGCCGCCCAGGCUGAAGCCCCGGCUGACGCUGCAGAUCCUCCUCCUCCCCUACCUCCCCAGGCCAAGGUCGAAGCCCCCGUGGCGCCGGCCCAUGAUGCUGAGUUGAAGGCGGCGGUAGUGCCCCAUGACGCUGAGGUUCUGGCCCCUGUGCUGCCGCCCCAUGACGCCGAGGCUCUGGCCGCUGUGUCGCCCAAUGAGGCCGAGGCUCUGACCGCCGCGGCGCCCUACGACGCCGAGGUUCUGGCCGCUGCGGCGCCCCAUGAGGCCGAGGUUCUGGCCGCCACGGCAGCGCCCACUGACGCUGAGGUUCUGGCCGGUUUACCCGAGGUGAAGGCCACAGCAUCCGACCCGAAGGCGGAGACCGCAGCGGCGCCAGAGGGCGGGUCGCCCGGGUCGGGGAAGAGCGUCCGGACAACCACGGUCAAGCAGGUGCAGUGGAGCGUCUUUGGCGCCGACGCCGGGGCAGAUCCGUUCGGGGACUUCCUGGCGGGUGGCGGCGACGAGGACACGUUUUUCGGAGCUGGCGUGGCCGCGGUCCAGCCUUCAGCUGUUGUCGGUGCCAGCAGUGUCGGCGCUGACGAUCACAGCUUCUUCAGUGGAGUGGGUGGCAAUACCGCCAGUUCGCAGCUGGACUGGGGAACUAGUGCGGCGGAUGGUAGCGUUAGCGAGGAUGCCUUUUUUGGAGUGCAGGGUUCGGCUGCAGAUAGUGCUGGAGCAGCGGAUCAGAGCUUCUUCGGUGGAGUGGAUGGCAAUGCCAGCUCGCAGUCGUAUAUGGGUGCUACUGUUGCGGAGUCGGCAAAUCAGGACACCAAUGCACAGUCGGACUGGACCAGUGGGGCCGUGGACUACACGGAUCCCAACUAUCUGAAUAAUCCGUACCCUGGCUGGAGUUACGACGGGGCAACAGGGCAGUGGUAUCAAGUAGCUACUCAGGGCGUUGCUGAUAAUGGCGAUGCGGCGAUGGUCGCUGGCAGCGACAAUGUUCAGCAGCAGCAGCAGCACCUUGGUGGUUCGUACCUGCAGAACUCUUCGCAGGCAGGGCUGGAGACCAUCGCGGAGGAGGGCAGCACCACUGCCGUCAGCUGGGGCCAGGAUCAGAGCAGUGCAGCGACAGCAGAGUACCCACCAAACAUGCUGUUCUAUGCUGACUACCCUGGAUUUUACUUUGACACCAACACUCAGGAGUGGUACACGCUCGAGGCAUACCAGCAAGCUGUCGCACAAGCUGCAACUGCGGCAUCAACUUCCUCUGGGGCAGGUCAAAAUGUUAGUCAUGCCGGGAAUACUCAGGCAAGUAAUUAUGAUCAGCAGAGCCAAUGGCAGCAUGGUUCGGUGGUUAACAGCGUACAUUCUGGGAGCUCCUACGGUUCCCAUCAGCAUGUUGAGAAUCAGACUAAUCAGCAGGCAUAUACUGAGUCUUUGAGACCCUCUACGGACUAUGGCACAACUAUCAACACAUUCAUGCCUUCGCCGGAACCCUCUACUGAUUAUCAGACUAAUAUUAACACAUUUGUGCCUUCUACAAGUCAACACAAUAAUGGUGGUUGGGGCCACCAGGUUAGUAACAAGGGUUUCGAACCUACUGGUUAUCAGGCUGCUCACUAUGGUUUUGAACCGCAGAAAAGCAGUCAAAGUACUAUCAGCACAUUUAUGCCUUCCACGAGUCAAUACAGUGGUGGCGGUGAGGGCAACCAGGUCAGUAACAAGGGUUUUGAACCUACUAGUUAUCAAAGUGCUCACAAGGGUUUUGAACCGCAGAAAAGCAGUCAGAGUACUAUCAACACAUUUAUGCCUUCUGCAAGUCAAUACAGUAAUGGUGGUGAGGGGCACCAGGUUAGUAACAAGGGUUUUGAACCUACUAGCUAUCAGAGUGCUCACAAGGGUUUUGAACCAUAUAAAAGCAAUCAAAGUAUUUCUACUAGCAAUGACAAUGGUAACAAGGGAACUGAAGUUUCAGUUGCUCAUCAGGGGUUUAAACCUUUCACUAACAACCAGAGAAGCACAGGAUUUAUACCUUCUGCAGGUUACCAGAAUUCCCAAAAGGAAUUUGAACCUUCUAAAGAUAAUCAAGCUCAUCAUGUAGCAUUUGAACCUUCAGCAAGCCAUGGUUAUGCGAAUUCGAAUGGCUUUGCCGAGCCACAGAAAAGUGUUCCUGUAGCGAGCGUGUUCCAGAUGCAAACACACACUGAUCCUGCCACACACAUGCAAUUACCAAACAACUAUUUGAGCAGGGAGAACUCUAUGAGCUUUUCUCAGCAGCUACCUUCAUCUCAACAGCAUGGUUACUCCCCUCACGUGGAGAGGUCGUCAGCUGGACGCCCACCACAUGCUCUUGUUGCAUUUGGCUUUGGUGGGAAGCUAGUUGUUAUGAACGAGACCAGCUCAAUGACUGCAAACUUUGACAGUGGAAAUCAGGGCAAUUCUCGUGGCAUGUUGUCAAUUCUCAAUAUAUCGGAGAUUGUUGCUGAUAAAAUUGAUCAGCCAAGCAUCAAUAAUGGUAGUGCACUGAGCUACUUCUAUGCUUUGUGUCGUCGACCUAUUCCUGGCCCCCUCGCUGGUGGAAGUGCUGCAGCAAAGGAUGUGAAUAAAUGGCUUGAUGAUAUUAUUGGAAGCUAUGAGUCUUCCGUCAGGGAAUUCCAAGGAGGGGAAGUUCAGAAGCUGCUUAUUUCAUUGCUUAAAAUAUCAUAUCAACACUAUGGAAAACUUCGGUCACCCUUUGGACCUGAUCCAUCGCGUGAGGGUAUGGAUGGUCCAGACACUGCAGUAACAGCUCUUUUUUCAGCAUGUAAUAGUAAUAGUGCCCAUACGAGGGAAUAUGGAGCCAUGGCCCAUUGCAUGAAAAAUAUUCCCCCGGAAAGCCAGAUACAGGCUACUGCUCAAGAAGUUCAAAAUCUUCUAGUUUCUGGUAAAAGGAAAGAUGCUCUUCAGUAUGCACAGGAAGGUCAGCUUUGGGGACCUGCAUUGAUACUUGCUUUACAACUUGGUGAUAAGUUUUAUGCGGAUACUGUGAAGAAAAUGGCUUGCUGUCAUUUUGUAUCUGGUUCACCUUUGAGGACAUUGUGCCUUCUUAUCGCUGGACAACAGGCCGAUGUUUUUAGCGCUGAGGACCCUGUCGAUGUGAAUUAUGGCACAAGACAGCAACAGCCUGCAGGGGGUACUCCUGUGGGCAUGCUGGAUGACUGGCAACAAAAUUUGGCUAUUAUAACUGCAAACAGGACUAAGGGAGAUGACCUUGUAAUUACUCACCUUGGGGAUUGCCUUUGGAAAGAGAAAAAUGAGGUUGCAGCUGCUCAUUCAUGCUAUUUGGUUGCUGAACUAAAUAUUGAUUCCUACUCUGAAAGUGCAAGAAUAUGUUUGCUUGGAGCAGACCACCUGAGAUGUCCUCGCACAUUUACGAGCCCUGAAGCUAUCCAGAGAACGGAGUUGUAUGAAUAUGCGAAAGUUCUUGGUAAUUCUCAGUAUAUCCUCCUGCCAUUUCAACCAUAUAAGCUUAUAUACGCAUACAUGCUUGCGGAGGUUGGGAAGGUCUCUGAUUCACUAAGGUACUGUCAAGCAUCUUUGAAGCUGCUGAAAGCCUCUGGUCGUGCGCCCGAACUAGAAGCAUGGAAGCAACUGUUUUCAUCUUUGGAGGAGCGGAUACGCACCCACCAGCAGGGUGGAUAUGGCACAAAUCUUGCUCCUUCAAAGAUUGUUGGAAAGAUUUUCUCAUCGUUUGAUAAAUCCUUGUCCCGCAUGAUGGGUACACAACCUGCACCAGUGCCGCCAUUAUCACAGAGCUCCUCUGUUGACAGAGAUACCUAUUCUGCUCCUCCAGCUAAUAAUUUUGUAAAUAGUCAGUCAGCGAUGCCUAUGUCAUCUUCUGCUUCAGAGCAGUUUGUGAGUGCAAUGGCAGAAGAUAGUGGCCCUGAUAGGAAAGGCACACAUAACAGAAGUGUCUCUGAACCAGAUUUUAAGAGACAACAGGGUGGUGGAUCAGAUAAUGCACAAAGCUCAUCAGGUUCAGGCAGUUCGCGUUUUGGAUGGUUGCUGCAGAAAACUGUAGGACUUGUCUCAAAAUCAUCUUCCAACCAGGCAAAGUUGGGGGAACAGAACAAUUUCUACUUUGAUGAGAAUCUGAAGCGCUGGGUUGAAAGAGGCGUCGAGGUCCCCGCCGAGGAGCCUCCCCUUCCUCCACCUCCAACAACAGCCUCAUUCCAGAACGGUGGUCCAAAUUACAAUCGGGCAGCCCCUAGCACUGGAGGUUAUACUCCUAACGGGUUUAUGGAGACGAAACCUCCAAAUCCUGCUGAGCCUAUUUCAGGGAUGCCACCGAUACCACCUGGCCAGAAUCAGUUCUCAGCACGUGCGAGAGCAGGUGUUAGGUCAAGAUAUGUUGACACAUUUAACAAGGGCGGCGGUGGUGGUGGUGGAAAUGCCUUUGGAGCACCAUCAUACAACAAACCUGCCAUGCCAGCUGUGAACAAGCUGCCUGGUACUAGUUUCUUCGUCCCGACUCCAGCUGUCGACGCAUCAAUGCAGAUGACUCCAGAGCCAACAGCUGAAACUGCACAUCAGGACGGGCCAUCUUCCUCGCAGGCUGUGGAGUCAACCUCCUAUGCAUCCCCGCCGCCACCUAUGCAAGUGCAAUCGAGCUUCCAGCGGCACUCGAGCAUGGAAAACAUCAUGACCCCCUCGGGCAGUGGCAACAGCUCGUUCUCAAAGUCACGUGCAGCGUCCUGGAGCGGGACAUACCCAGAGCAGCCAGGCAGCACCCCUGCCUCAAGAUCACCAGACUUGCAGGCGAUGCAGUCGCCGCCCUUCAUACCUGGACUGAGACCAUCCCACAGCCGCUCCCACAGCAACUCGUCCCUCCAGCUCAACGGUCUGGCAGACGAUCUCCAGGAGGUAGCGCUCUGAUGAAACAAGGGAAUUAGUUGAAGACGAGGUGCGUUAUUCGUCCUGUAAGCAGUCAAUCGCGUCACCACCUUCUUUCUCAUAGUUUGUUCUGUAUAUUUAAUAUCCGUGAUAUAUAUGUCUAGAGAGGUACAAAAGGAGCGGUGUCCCUUUUUCUUUUCUUUUUGCAUGAGAAGCGUGUGGAUGCCAUUGUACAGAUAGAGUUUCACCCAUUCAAAGCCAGAAGAUGAAGAAACUAAUAAUUACCCAGGGAGGGAGGAGAGUUGUAGUAACUUGUUAAGAUAGCAAGAAAAGAAGUGUGCACAGACUAGGUACAUUUCCCCCUGCCUUUUAGAUCCUUGAUUCAUUGCAUUAUGUAAACUUGACAGUUUGAAGCCAAUAAUUACUUGGGGCUGUUCGGUGAC
Molecule: messenger RNA, 5715 nt
Organism: Lolium rigidum
Lineage: Eukaryota; Viridiplantae; Streptophyta; Magnoliopsida; Poales; Poaceae
Product: protein transport protein SEC16B homolog
Exons: 13
Coding region: 224-5314 (1696 amino acids)
Biological process (GO): COPII vesicle coat assembly; autophagy; Golgi organization
Cellular component (GO): endoplasmic reticulum exit site; ER to Golgi transport vesicle membrane
Source: RefSeq, a predicted model, not a curated record